Menidia menidia (Atlantic silverside) is the source of this 2788-nucleotide messenger RNA. The record is from the annotation of a GenBank genome assembly. Lineage: Eukaryota; Metazoa; Chordata; Actinopteri; Atheriniformes; Atherinopsidae.
AUGGGGCCGCUAGGAGGCGGUGACGGCUCGGCCGUCGUCUGUGUUUCAGCAGCUCGGAAAGAAGAAGAGACCAUGUCCGGAGAAAGAAGCCGACUCGCCGCCUUGCCACACCCUGUGCUGCUUAAAGGCUCUCCCCCUUCAAGGACUAUGGCACCGAAAAGACGCGCUGCUUCUGCUGCCAAAGCAGGUGGGAAGAAGGUGAAAGAGGAGCCUGAGACCCCAAAGCCCAAGGAUGCCUUCACCUCAGCUAAAGAGGCUCUUCUGGCUGCAGGGCCGCAAGUAAAAGGCAAAAGGAGGGUGGAUGAGCACUGUGAACUGUCAUCCUCUGGAGAGGUGUAUGAGGACUAUGACUGCAUGCUCAACCAGACAAAUAUCGGACAAAACAAUAACAAGUUUUACGUCAUCCAAAUUAUUAAAGAAAAAAAUAAAUACUACUCAUGGAACAGGUGGGGUCGAGUGGGCGAAACCGGGCAGAAAAAACUUAACCCCUUUGACAAGCCUGAGACUGCUGUCAAAGACUUUGAGAAAAAGUUUAAAGACAAAACAAAGAACAGCUGGAGCGACCGCAUGAACUUUGUUUCUUACCCUGGAAAGUACACCUUGAUCGAGGUGGACGGGGAGCAGGAUGCUGAGGUCAAGGUAGACAGCGUCGAUGGACGAGUGGACAGAACAUCAAAAGAGAUGCUACCUUGCACACUUGAUGAAGCUACACAGAAACUUAUCACUCUCAUUUUUAGCAAUGACAUGUUCAAAGAGGCCAUGGAAUGCAUGAACCUAGAUAUUAAAAAGAUGCCCUUGGGCAAGCUCAGUAAGAGUCAGAUUGCAAAGGGCUUUGAGGUUUUGGAGGAGAUUGAAGCAGCAAUGAACCAAAGAAAUGGAGGCAGCCGUCUGGAGGAACUUUCCUCAAAGUUCUUCACCACAAUCCCACACAACUUUGGCAGGAACAGACCACCAACUAUCGAAACUAAAGAGAUAGUUGAGAAGAAGAAAGAGAUGCUUAUGGUUCUGGCUGACAUCGAGCUUGCCCAGACUCUGAAGUCAGAAACUGAGAAGGCUCAGGAAACGACAAUAGAAGCAGUUCCUCAUCCUGCUGACCAAGACUACAUUUCUCUCAAAUGCAAGCUUACUCUAAUGGAUAAAGAUGACAAAAUGUUCAAGGUCAUACAAACAUACCUGAAUAUGACGUCAGAUAACCAUCGUAGACCAAAAAUUAUCAACGUUUGGGAAGUUGACCGGGAGCUAGAGGGAGAGCGCUUUAUGGAGAACGAUGAGCUGGAGAACCGCCGCCUGCUGUGGCAUGGCACUAACAUUGCAGUGGUAGCUGCUAUCCUGAAAAGCGGUCUGAGGAUUAUGCCCCAUUCAGGAGGCAGAGUUGGUCGCGGCGUUUAUUUUGCAUCUGAAAACAGCAAGUCUGCGUCAUAUGUUUGCCCCUCAAAGAAUACUGGAGUGAUGUUUUUGAGUGAGGUAGCUCUUGGGAAAGAGCAUACCAUUACCAAAGAUAACUCCCGACUGGUUAAAGCUCCAGCAGGCUUUGAUAGCGUGGUGGCACGAGGUCAAAUGGAACCAGAUCCCUCGAAGGACAUCGUCAUCACCUUGGAUGGCAAAGAGGUUUCAGUGCCUCAAGGAAAAGCCAUAAAACAGCCUCAGUUCUCUGACAGUUACUUCUCCAACAGCGAAUAUCUCAUCUACAAAGAGAGCCAGUGUCGCCUCCGCUACCUGCUGGAGCUGAAAAUGCGUUAAUGUUUCAAAUCAAAGAGGGUAGUGAGUCCUUUAAAUGGGAAAAGUCUUUUGUCACUUGCUUUGUUAUAGGCUAACUCUUGUCAUACUGGAUAUGAAGCUUGCUCCCUUAUAGAUUGAUUGCAUUAUGCAUUUUCUUUCCCUGUGCCUUAUGCCUGUAUACAUGUGUAAUAGAAUGUAAGUCUGUUUUAGCAGACUUUAGAAAAUAUUAACAUGUUAGUACUUUACCAUGAAGUGCAUGGUAAGCACUUUCAAAUGAUAAAAAUGAGGAAUGGCCUUUACGUUAGGAUAUGUUCUCUGAAUGCCUUUCUAAUUGAAGUCUAAGUGCUAAUAACAGAGUAAUUCUUCGGAGAGAGAAUUGAUCCGAUAUUUAAGGGUAAUCCUUUUCACGUGUCUAUGCGAGUAUAUAUGCACUUUUGAAUGAGUAGAAUGAAGACCAAUGUGCAAUUGUAUUUCCAGAUGUAUGGAGUGCAGGUUGUUACUUGCCCUAAGCAACUUUUUUUUUCUUUUUUCUAGCCAUUAAAAAAUAUUCUAAAAGUACUUUUGAGUAAUAUCAAAAUCAGGUAUUGCAAAGCAAAAAUCAUGCAGCUUGUAGCUUUAUUCCCAAAAACACUGUACAAUGUAUGUAAGAACCUUAGCAUUUCUGCACUAUGACCAUGUGACACUAUUACUGGAGCUUGGGAUGCAUUUAUAAAAGUGAAGUGUGCUAGUAAACUUCUUUGUCCUUUAUUCUUUUUGCAGUCAAUUUUAAACUUAGAUUUUUGGUAUUUCUAUUUGGAAGAAGUGUUUUGAGCUGAAUUUUGUUAGAUGAAGUUAAAUAUGGUAGUUGGUGCAUGGUCUUAUACCAACCACCUCUUAAGAAGCAUACUGUCUGUAAUUAUCUCCAGAGCAGAUGAACUAUAGGCUGAUGAAGACAGAAAAGGUGAUGUCUGCUCAGUUUUUUUUACCAAACAUUAGGUUCAUGAAGUAAGCUGUUAUUAGAAAGAGCUUUUUCGGGAAUAACUGAAUUCUAGUUUAAUUUUAGUAGUACUGAGAAUGACUGUCAAGGCUA